AUGUCGCUCCUCCGACAUCUCGUCACCUCCGCCGUCCGGCGCCCGUCUGCUGCUACCUCCGCUUCCUUCAUUACCCUCCGUCCCGCUGCUAGAAUGCUCUCGACCUUACCACGCUUACCGCUCUUCGAAGCUGUUGCACAACAUGAUCCAGAUUCGAAAGCUGUUAUCCACUCUCUUUCCGGUCGGACCUUCAAGUAUGGAGAGCUUCUAGGUGAUGUUAGUCGCGCACGGGACAGGCUGGCCGAAGCUGCUGGUCGUGAGGACCUCAAUGGCGAGCGCAUUGCGUUCCUGGUUGAGAAUAGCUAUGACUACGUAGUAACUCUCUUGGCUGCAAUGGCUGCGCGAUCUAUCGCCGUGCCUCUAUCGCCUGCAUUCCCUGCGCCGGAACUACAAUACAUUCUCAACCAGAGUGAAGCUUCAUUACUAGUCUCCUCGCCAAAAUUCGCAUCCAAGGCCAAGGAAGUUCUUGCGACUGAGCUCACAACCCAACCGGCGCAUGUAGAACUUCAGAAGCAUCAAGGUGGGGGCAGUCAUGACAAGGUGCAACUGAGUAAUGCCGACUCUGGCGAAGCUGGUAUGAUGCUGUAUACUUCGGGAACGACCAAUAAACCCAAAGGAGUACUACUCCCCCAGUCCGUCUUGACAGCGCAAUCUCGCUCCCUCGUUGAGGCCUGGAACUACUCACCCUCAGAUCAUCUCCUCCACGUCCUCCCGCUUCAUCAUAUCCACGGAACUGUAAAUGCCAUCCUUACACCGCUUCUCGCCGGCUCAACAAUCGAGUUCAUGUUCCCAUUCAACGCUGAUGCUGUAUGGAAGCGUUUCUCAGUGCCCUUUCUCGACAAUGCGUCCUCUACCGCUAAAGAGAAAAUCACAUUCUUCACAGUCGUACCCACGGUGUAUAGCAGGCUACUCACCUCACACAAGAGCCUUCCUCGAGAGACUCAAGAAGCCGCCCGUAAAGCCAUCUCGCCAGAGAACAUGCGCCUCUCCAUUUCUGGUUCCGCCGCACUUCCAACGCCUAUCAAGACCGCCUGGAAAGAUCUCAGCCAUGGAAAUGUCCUCCUUGAGCGCUACGGUAUGACCGAGGUCGGUAUGGCGCUGAGCUGCGGUCUGGACUUUUCAGAUCGUGUAGAUGCCAGUGUUGGCUGGCCAUUGCCGUCCGUUGAAGCUCGCCUAGUCGACGUGGACAACGGUGAAAUUAUCAAGGAAGGAGAAGAGAUCGAUGCUCAAGGCCGCGAACGCUCUGGUGAGAUCCAGUUAAGGGGCCCGACCAUCUUCCGCGAGUACUGGCGCAAUCCAACCGCAACAGCAAGCGAAUUCGUUGAAGAUUCAGACGGCAAUGGAAAAUGGUUCAAGACAGGCGAUGUCGCUGUCCGCCGUCCAGUCCCCUCCGCCACUGCUUCCCAGUCAUGGACACAUGGCCCCCUUUACUUCAUUCAAGGACGCAAGUCCGCUGAUAUAAUCAAGACAGGGGGCGAAAAGGUAAGCGCUCUAGAAGUCGAGCGAGAGCUACUAUCCCUCCCCGAGGUCGCCGAAGCAGCUGUCGUGGCUGUGCCUAGUGGGCAAUGGGGUCACAAGGUCGGCGCUGUCCUAGUUCUAGAUAAUGACGUUGUCAAGAAGUGGUCGGCCCUCGAUAUGCGCAGAGCGCUCAAGGGACGCUUGGCAAGUUAUAAGAUUCCCCAGGUCAUGCGGCUUGUUGACCAAAUACCCCGAAAUGCUAUGGGCAAGAUCAACAAGAAGCAGUUGGUCAAGAGCAUCUUCCCCGAUGAUAUCAGCGGGGAUGAGAGCUGA
Molecule: messenger RNA, 1791 nt
Organism: Fusarium proliferatum ET1
Lineage: Eukaryota; Fungi; Ascomycota; Sordariomycetes; Hypocreales; Nectriaceae
Exons: 3
Coding region: 1-1791 (596 amino acids)
Biological process (GO): fatty acid metabolic process
Molecular function (GO): medium-chain fatty acid-CoA ligase activity
Source: RefSeq, a predicted model, not a curated record